AUGGCCACGCCUUCGAGCUCGCGGCCGGCGAGCAUGUCUUCCCGGCAGGGCGGCUCGCGAACGCUGAACGACUACCAACUCGGCGACUCGCUGGGGAAGGGCGCCUUUGGGCAGGUCUAUCGCGCCCUCAACUGGGCCACUGGCGAGACCGUCGCCAUCAAGGAGAUCACACUCAGCAAUAUCCCCAAAGCGGAGUUGGGCGAGAUCAUGUCUGAAAUCGACCUGCUCAAGAACUUGAAUCAUCCCAACAUCGUGAAGUACAAGGGCUUCGUGAAGGAACGCGAGUAUCUGUAUAUCAUUCUUGAAUUCUGCGAGAAUGGCUCGCUGCAUAACAUCAUCAAGCGGUUCGGGAAGUUCCCAGAGAACCUUGUCGCCGUAUAUAUCGCGCAGGUCCUCGAAGGACUCGUAUACCUGCACGAGCAAGGUGUCAUUCAUCGCGACAUCAAAGGCGCAAACCUCCUCACCAAUAAGGAUGGCACUGUCAAGCUUGCUGACUUCGGUGUUGCAAGCACGGCAACAUCGACCGCUAAUAACGAUGCGGUCGUAGGCAGUCCAUACUGGAUGGCUCCUGAGGUCAUCGAACAGUCGGGCGCGACGACAGCGUCCGACAUCUGGUCCGUCGGUUGCGUCGUCAUUGAGCUACUGGAAGGCCAUCCGCCAUAUCACACUCUCGAUCCUAUGCCUGCACUUUUCCGCAUCGUACAAGACGACUGCCCGCCCAUACCCGAGGGCGCCUCCCCGAUCGUCAAGGAUUUCCUCUAUCACUGCUUCCAGAAGGACUGCAACCUGCGCGUCUCCGCCAAGAAGCUGCUUCGCCAUCCAUGGAUGGUGUCAACGCGGAGACAGAUGGAGGAUGCGCCGCGAGAGUCUCAGGGCCCUGGUGGGCGACCGCUAAGCAACUACAACUACGACGAGGCGGUCUUGAAGGUGCAGGAAUGGAAUGAGGCGCUGAAGUCACCUUCACGCCCCUCGAAGCAUCCGAGCAAGUCUAAGCCAUCUGCAUCUCCCGCUAUGGAUAUACAGCCCUUGCGCUUGCCUGUAUCAACAUCAGCGGGGUCAGCGGGCUCCGGCUGGAAGGAACAGACUGACAAUUGGGACGACGACUUCGAGGAGGGCAUCUCCUUGACGAAGCUGCAGGCGCCUGUGCGCGUACCUUCGAAGGACUCAGCAUCUAUCCGUGCUUCGCUCGACAAGAGCACGGCGUCAGAGGAGGAGCGCACAGAUGGUGACGAUAAUGCCCGCACGAUCCGUCCCAAUUUCAGUCCAAACUCUGGGCCUGUGCCGCUGGCGAAGGCGCCUGCCAACGAGAUCAACCCUAUCAUUGAGGAUUACUCGGAUCUGGCUGAGGAUGAUGAGUUGGAGGGUAAGGUUGCGGACUUCAAGAUGAAGAACUCCUUCCGGCGUGGCCUUUUCCACCCGGAUGACAUCAAGGUCCUUGGACUAAACAGCGCUGGACCCUCCGCACCUCUCUCCGCCCCCUUACUAUCCGACUCUUCCCCUCGUCGUUCACCCCGACCAAGCCCUAUUAUGCUCCCCACAGGCAAGAUCGCGCCCAGUCCAGCUACGGCCCAGCCCCGACACGCGCGGUCGAGCUCUUUCGCGGGCAAUCUCGGCGAGAUGCGCACGAGCAGCAUGGGGCAGGCGGAGGCGCGGAAGCUGCUGAACCAGCAGGAGUUUGGCAAGUACGCGGAGGAUGACGAUGAGGACUAUGAUGAUGUGUUCGGGAAGCCCAAUGGGACAAUGGCGGGGUCGGGGCAGACGCUGCAGCUGAAUACGCGGUUGUCGAACAAGUCAUGGCUUGGCGACGAAGCCUCGGACGAGGAAGAUCCAUUCGCGGAGAUCGACGAGGGCUUCGCCGAGGACGAUUUGGAGACGAACUUGCAGCGUGACAAGUACGCGCGGUUGACGAACCAGGUCAACCAGCUUAUCGACGAGCUGACUCCGUCUGCACCCGACUUCCAGCUACGAGAAGCCUGCGAUCAGUUGUUGGCGAUCAUGUCGGACGCGCCGGAGAUGCAAGUGCAACUUGUGUCUUCGCACGGGAUGCUAGCCAUACUGGAGGUGCUGGAGGGACGAUGCUCAAGAGAUGUCAUCAUGCGGCUGCUGCAGAUCAUCAACAACCUUGUGCAAUCCGACAUCGGUUUCCUCGAGAGUUUCUGCCUGAUUGGCGGAAUCCCCGUCAUGAUGGGCUUCACAUCCAAGAAGUACUCGUCGGAUUGUCGAUUGCAAGCGUCGAACUUCGUACGGCUGCUGUGCCACACCUCCGUCUUGACACUGCAGAUGUUCAUCUCAUGUCGUGGCUUGAAAGUUCUCGUCGACCUGCUGGACGAAGACUACACCGAGCAGGCGGACCUUGUCGUACAUGCCUUGAACGGCAUCUGUAGCGUAUUCGAGCUGCAAAGCCCGACGACGAAGAACGACUUCUGCCGGAUGUUCAUUCGCGAGGGCCUCCUUGAUCCUCUGUCCGCAGCACUGUUGAACGUGAUGGCGUCGCAGGGCGAGUCGUCGAUGGAGAUCAAGAUGAAGAUCAUCCAGAUUCUUCAGGUCUUCGCUCAGGUGUCGCAGUCGGAUAUACAUGUGAGGAAUGCGCUGGGGACGCGGAAGGUCAUCAGGAGACUGCUGCGCGCAUGCGAACUUCUGGAGCCGGAAUGCCUUGCGCAGAUGCUGAAGGCUAUCAAGCAUCUGUCAAUGAACCCGACGCUUCUUGAGGUCUUGCAGAACGCGAAUGCGAUCGAGAUUCUCGUCCGCAUCCUCGAUGAACAAUCGACAGGGCCUCACGGCACGGAAAUCUCCAAUCACAUCUUCCAGACCUGCUACAACCUCUGCCGCCUCAACAAGUCGCGCCAGGAGGAAGCUGCACAGGCUGGCAUAAUUCCUUGCCUCAAGCGUGUCAUUGAGACGCGGUCGCCGCUGAAGCAGUUCGCGCUUCCUAUUCUGUGCGACCUCGCGAGCGCAGGGAAGAGUUGCCGCUCGCUCCUGUGGCAGCACGACGGCAUGUCGAUGUACCUUCGCCUCCUGGACGAUCCGUACUUCCAAGUUAGCGCCCUCGAGUCAAUCCUGUCGUGGUUGCAGGACGAGACGGCACGCUUAGAAGACAAGCUGCUGGAGCCGACAUCUGUCGAGCUCCUCGUCAAGUGCUUCGUCUCCGCCAAGGCGAACUCCUUCGAGAACUUGUUAGACCCGUUCCUCAAGCUCAUUCGCACCAGCACGCCUUUGACGCUGUCCAUUGCCAAGGUGCCCGUGUUUCACACCAACAUUCGCGAGCGCCUCAUGGGCCGCCGCGCGAAGGCCGUGGUGCGCGUCAACCUGCUGCGUGUCCUUCGCACGGUCGUCGAGGUGCACCCGAACCGUGUCAUGCUUGUCGAGAAGUACGGUCUCGGCGAGAUCGUGGGCCGGUUGGCGAAGGAAGACCCCGCUGUGCUUGUGCGCAAGCUCGCGAAGGAGAUCGCGCCGACGCUGCAGCCUGGCCUCGCGCGGAGGUCGAUGAGCGGUGGAAGUGGUGGACGUGCCAGUGCCGCGGGCAUGGACAACGGUGCCAGCGGCAGUGGAAACGGCGGUAGCGGCGGGCGGAAGGCGAGUCGAUUGAAGGCGAAGCCCAAGGUCAAGGGCCCGACCGACACGCCACAGACGCCCAAGUCUGUCAUCGCACCGAAGCGCAUGCGGCGGUCUGCUAGCGAGGCAAACGCGUCGCCCUACGGCUCCAUUGCCCCCAACCGACAUCCAGCAUCGCCUACCGUCACCAUGGGUCGCAGCGGCAGCAGUCCCCUGAUGACGGGGCUUCUGCACGGCAGCCCACAGGGCACACUGGGGUCUUAUGCUGGCAGCAUCAGCGGCAGCUACACGAACGGAAGUUACUUGAUGAACGGCGCCUUCAAUGGCAACCUCACGAAUGGCAACGGCAAUGGCGGGACCAAUUCUGGCACCGCGCGGCAUGGUACCGCAGGCAGGCGUCCGCGAAACAAGCUGGGCGAUAUCGCAUGGGAGUCGCCCCGACAAUAG
Molecule: messenger RNA, 3999 nt
Organism: Schizophyllum commune H4-8
Lineage: Eukaryota; Fungi; Basidiomycota; Agaricomycetes; Agaricales; Schizophyllaceae
Product: Pkinase-domain-containing protein
Exons: 18
Coding region: 1-3999 (1332 amino acids)
Biological process (GO): protein phosphorylation
Cellular component (GO): cytoplasm
Molecular function (GO): ATP binding; protein serine/threonine kinase activity
Source: RefSeq, a predicted model, not a curated record